ACACUUCAAAUCACUCAAAACAGAGAGCUUUUUGUCCGACAAGGAGGAACUCUGUGGCGGACUAUGGCCGCUUUCUUACAAGCCGCCGUCACCACCGUGCAACCCGCCAGGGUGGAUCCACCACCUCGGGCCGCCGCAAAGCUCCGGAUGUGCGUCUCUAAAUACUUUGGAGUUGAGCCGGUGGCGAGCCGCGUCUCCUGCUCCCUCCACGACGAUCUCAAGAACUUAACUCUGAAAUUCGUUGAUACUACUAAGAUCGCUGGUUUUUCACUCGCCGCCUCCGCUCUUGUUGUCUCGGGUGCAAAUGCAGAAGGCGUGCCAAAGAGGCUAACUUUCGACGAGAUACAGAGCAAGACUUACAUGGAAGUGAAAGGAACAGGAACUGCGAAUCAAUGUCCAACCAUUGAAGGUGGCUUGGAGUCAUUCGCCAUAAAGCCAGGCAAAUACUACGCCAAGAAAUUCUGCUUAGAGCCAACUUCAUUCACCGUAAAAGCUGAAGGAGUUAGCAAGAACUCUACGCCCGAUUUCCAAAACACAAAGCUCAUGACUCGUCUUACCUACACACUCGAUGAAAUCGAAGGCCCUUUCGAAGUAGCUUCUGAUGGAAAGGUGAAGUUUCUAGAGAAAGACGGUAUUGAUUACGCUGCAGUGACAGUACAACUUCCUGGUGGCGAGCGUGUACCGUUCUUGUUCACGAUCAAGCAGCUUGUGGCAUCGGGUAAACCAGAGAGCUUUGGAGGAGAUUUCUUGGUGCCAUCUUAUAGAGGGUCGUCUUUCUUGGAUCCUAAAGGCCGUGGUGGCUCUACGGGCUACGACAAUGCGGUUGCAUUACCUGCUAGAGGAGACGAUGAGGAGCUAGCUAAAGAGAACAGCAAGAACACAGCUGCUUCACUUGGUAAGAUCACACUUAGUGUCACAAAGAGUAAUCCCGAGAGUCGUGAAGUGAUCGGUGUUUUCGAGAGUAUUCAGCCUUCGGAUACUGAUUUGGGUGCUAAGACUCCUAAGGAUGUCAAGAUCCAAGGAAUCUGGUAUGCCCAACUUGAGGAAUAAAACAUUGAUUGUCUAUAGAAUCUCUUUGUUUUCUUUUUCUGUAAAUGUUGUUAUGAUUAAAGAAUAUUGAUUCCAGUUCAUUGUACAUGUGGAACUCCAUUUGGUAAUA
Molecule: messenger RNA, 1159 nt
Organism: Arabidopsis lyrata subsp. lyrata
Lineage: Eukaryota; Viridiplantae; Streptophyta; Magnoliopsida; Brassicales; Brassicaceae
Product: oxygen-evolving enhancer protein 1, chloroplastic
Exons: 3
Coding region: 64-1050 (328 amino acids)
Biological process (GO): photosystem II assembly; photosystem II stabilization
Cellular component (GO): photosystem II oxygen evolving complex
Molecular function (GO): oxygen evolving activity
Source: RefSeq, a predicted model, not a curated record